AUGGCCCAGCCGGAAGGAUCGCCGGGGCCCCCCUCCCUGCUCGCUCUGGUGUCCGAGGAAGCCCCCCGAGGGGACGACCCCUGCUCGGAUCUCUACGGCUUCCCUGCCGGAGAUGCCUUCGGCCAGAGGGCCUUCGCUCCGGCCCCAGGCCUCCCUCUCCUCUCUUUGGACGAUGGCGACCCCGAGGAGGAAGAAGAGGAGGAGGAGGAGGAGGAAGAGGAGGAAGGUGGGCCGGUGAGGAGGGCUCCGCGGCCGGGCCGACCCAAGAGAAAGCGGGUCAUCACCCACGCCCAGCGCCAGGCGGCCAACGUCCGCGAGAGGAAGAGGAUGUUCAACCUCAACGAAGCCUUCGACCAGCUGCGGAAGAAGGUGCCCACCUUCGCCUACGAGAAGCGCCUCUCGCGGAUCGAGACCCUGCGCCUGGCCAUCGUCUACAUCGCCUUCAUGGCCGAGCUGCUGGACGGCUGCGGCAAGCAGGAGGCCGGCUAG
Euleptes europaea (tarantolino) is the source of this 489-nucleotide messenger RNA. RefSeq names its product Fer3 like bHLH transcription factor (gene FERD3L). Gene Ontology annotation, biological process: developmental process; regulation of transcription by RNA polymerase II. The transcript has a single exon. NCBI's taxonomy places the organism in Eukaryota, Metazoa, Chordata, Lepidosauria, Squamata, Sphaerodactylidae. Gene Ontology annotation, molecular function: protein dimerization activity; DNA-binding transcription factor activity, RNA polymerase II-specific; RNA polymerase II transcription regulatory region sequence-specific DNA binding. The record is from RefSeq and is a predicted model, not a curated record. The coding region runs from base 1 to 489 and encodes 162 amino acids.